Molecule: messenger RNA, 639 nt
Organism: Colletotrichum lupini
Lineage: Eukaryota; Fungi; Ascomycota; Sordariomycetes; Glomerellales; Glomerellaceae
Exons: 2
Coding region: 1-639 (212 amino acids)
Source: RefSeq, a predicted model, not a curated record
AUGGAUGGCCAUCUACGGAGCAGAUUGACCAAGUGCGCGCGCAAAGACGAAGUUUGCUUCCCAGCAGCCUGGAAGGCAAGGCAAGGCAUUCAGCUCCCACUCCACCUGGAUCACGAAGCGCUACAGCUCCAGGUUAAGGUGGCCAUGAUCGUUAUGGUCGUCAACGAUUUUGUGACCCGAAUCAAUCGUCAGCGCGCAUACGCCGCCGAGUCUUCAUAUGGGCGUGCCGUCCCUGAGCCUCUCAGCGCCCACGAAACGAUCGGAAAGAUACGUACGUCUUUCGCAGCGUCUUUCGCAGCGCGGAAUGAUGUGCCUGACAUAGGGGUGCAGCCGACACUGCGCAGCGCGGUAGGAGAGACUUCCCGCAGCUCCGCGACCCUUGAUGCCACCCCCUCGAGUUGGUGGUCCCCUGUUCUUGCACAGACAUGUCCAUUUCGGUCAGCCAAAGACGACCACCCAGCAGCAGUCCCACCCACACCUUUUACCCCUGGCACACCACCCCGCAACACGCCUCCACCACCACAAAUCACAAUCACCACCACCACCAUCGCAGACUCCUGCUCAGCUAGCCUGGCGUGUCUGGGCGUCACAAAGGUGUCUUCAUCUACGGAUAUUAGUCUCUACCAGACGGCGCACUAG